AUGCUCCAAAAGAAGCUAUGGUCCAUCCUUGCCCUGGCCUGCGCAGCCCUGGCGGCUGAUACGGACUCAUGCCCCUCGAAGAACCCGGUGGUAGUCUACCCCAGGCCUGCGGGACUCGGCAGUUCCACUUCAUACACAAUCCAAGUUCAUCCCUCCGGCAAAUCCCACCAAAAGCCCUACAGCAUCGAACCCUGGAUCACAACCGUCGCCGAAGCAAACACUACAACGGGCCGGAGCAUGAUCCACACUACAAACGUGGUCAACUUUGACUUUUGCACUUCUAUCGAUAUUACCCUCACGUAUAAUAAUGGCCCGAUCAAGUCAGCUGUCGUCCGUCCCGCCUCACUUGGCAUAAAGCCUCAGGUCAGGGGUAAGACGAUCAAGUUUUCCCUCGACAGUCCCAAGAACGUCGUCGUCCAGGUAAACGACGAUAUAUGGGACGUGCUGCAUAUCAUACCCAGCGCUCCGGAAACAGAUGUCCCCAAACCUUCCGAUCCCAACGUAAUCUACUUUGCGCCGGGAAUCAACAAUAGCAGCGCAGCCGGCAAUCUCACAAACGGGGAACUGAUCAUCCCCUCUGGAAAAACAGUCUACAUUGCUCCGGGCGCAAGCGUAAAAGUACCCCUCGUCUUCCGCAACGCAACAGCCGGCGAGAUCCGCGGCCGAGGCGUCCUGCAGAGCGCAAACAUCCAAGUCCGCAGCUCGUCAAAUAUCGCGAUCCGCGACAUCCUCUUCCUAAACAGCAACAUCGGCACACACAUGGCGUCCGAUGUAACAAUCAGCAACAUUGCCUCCUUCUCCUCAGGCCAAUGGGGCGACGGGAUCGAUCUAUACUGCAGUAGCAACGUCCUCAUUGAUAAUGUCUUUAUGCGGAAUUCCGACGAUAACAUUGCACUCUAUCAAGCGCGGAAUGGAGACUACGGGGAUUCGUCGAAUCUCACGAUCCAGAAUGCGCAGUUGUGGGCUGACUAUGCGCACCCGAUUAAUAUCGGGACGCAUGGGAAUACGCCGAAUCCUGAGACGAUGGAUGGCGUGCUUAUCAGCAAUAUCGACAUCCUCGACCACCGCGAGAUGCAACAGUGGUACCAGGGGUGUCUAGCAAUCAACGCGGGAGACAGCAACAUCAUCCGGAACGUUCGGGUCGAAGGAAUGCGGGUUGAGAAUUUCAGACAAGGUCAAAUCGUUAACCUCCGAGUUAUGAAUAACACGAAAUACAAUACUUCGCCCGGGCGCGGGAUCGAGAAUGUGUAUAUCAAAGAUUUGGAAUAUACCGGUGACCGGGCGAGUACGGCGCUGAUCCUGGGGCUUGAUGCUGAGCACAGGGUGGAGAAUGUCACAUCUGAGAAUCUGAUUGUUAAUGGGAGGGUCAUCUACGAUGGGAUGGCGAAGCCGAGCUGGUAUUAUACGGCUGAUAUGGUUCCUUUGUUUGCGAAUGAGCAUGUUGAGGGGUUGAGUUUUGUUGCUUCUCCAUGA
Molecule: messenger RNA, 1473 nt
Organism: Aspergillus calidoustus
Lineage: Eukaryota; Fungi; Ascomycota; Eurotiomycetes; Eurotiales; Aspergillaceae
Source: the annotation of a GenBank genome assembly